CUCAGGGCAUGAAGUCACGAACUGUUUUGAACUCCACGGGUACCCUGACUGGUGGGGGGACCGGCCUCGGGCUGGAAUUAAAGGCAGUGGACGCGGCAAACCAAAUAAUCCUGGAGCACCUCGUGGUAAACCGGCAGCCAAAGCACAUGCCACUGUUGCGUCAGAAAAUAUGAGCAAACCACCAAAAGACGGUGAAAGCAGUAGCGGGACGUCAACACCGCUGCCAGGUUUCACGGCUGAGCAAUGGAAAUCUUUGCUUUCCAUUUUUGGUAAUUUGCCCCCUUCUAAUGAUCGCAUGGCCGGACCGUCUCUCGAAGAAGCUGAUUGGGACGGGUGAACGACGG
Molecule: messenger RNA, 344 nt
Organism: Cuscuta epithymum
Lineage: Eukaryota; Viridiplantae; Streptophyta; Magnoliopsida; Solanales; Convolvulaceae
Source: the annotation of a GenBank genome assembly